UCUCAUCCUGCUCACUUUUCUAUAUUCAUUUUCACCACGUGCUUUUGUACGGUAUGAGAUUGUCCAGUUAAAGCAUCAUUAUGUAUCAGAGUACGUUGCAAUACUUGAACAGUCAUCGAGAAAAGAUGUUGAAGAGCAUCAACAACCACCAAAAUUCUUUUUCUAUGGAAAAUCUUCUUUCGAACGGUAAGAUUUCUCCGGAAAAUUUGGAUACUAGCAAAGAUUCCGAAGAAUUCAAAACUUCCCCUAAUCCCCACCAGCACAAGAUGGAAGAUGAAGACGACAGAUUGUCCCCGAUGUCUUCCGGUAGUUUGCAGGCCGAGAAAAACGACGUUUUUCUACGGUUCAAUAGUUGUUUAAGAAAUAGGAUAUGCUCGAACUGUGGUAGAUUAGACUGUAACUUUUUGCAAUGUAGACUCAGUGACGGUAUUAAAGAUUCUAAGCCCGUAUUAAAGUUCAGUGUUAGUGCUAUAUUGGGAGACGAUAAACUUCAACAAAGAAAUAGUAAUAAUAAUAAUGAUAAUUUAGUGCACGUAACUGCGACAGCGGCGGCAGCGGGAGUGGGCCCACCUAGUUUAUUGGGCCUCUCGACGUACCUCAACAAUCAUUCAACGUCGAUAGCCAAACCUGUUGCCAGUCGGCCGCCACAUUUCAACCCCCACCUUUUACUGGCGGCGCACUGUAGGCCGCAACCCUACUUGACAGUGUCAACCCCAGUGUCCGGUACCCACUCAGCAGUUUUCCCGUUACCUGGCUCGUUUCCAUGGGCGCACAGCGGCAGGGGAAAGCCGCGAAGGGGCAUGAUGAGGCGUGCCGUCUUCAGCGAUUUACAACGAAAAGGGUUGGAGAGGCGGUUUCAAAUUCAGAAAUAUAUCUCCAAGCCAGAUAGGAAGAAACUCGCCGAAAAGUUGGGGCUUAAAGACAGUCAGGUGAAGAUAUGGUUUCAAAAUCGUCGAAUGAAAUGGAGAAACUCAAAAGAACGGGAACUUCUAGCAGCCGGGGGAUCCAGAGAACAAACUCUUCCAAACAAGAACAACCCUCAUCCCGAUCUAAGUGACGCAGACGGAGAUAAACCGAAGUUGGAUCUCAGUGAUAUGCAAGAUAUUUCUCCUGCGGGUUCGCCCGUUGACCACCAAAGGGAACCAUCCGGGAAUUCUGUCAAUUCUGGGCCAAUCAAUUACCAGAUGUAUGAAGGAAUGGACUAUGAGAGCUCGAACGAUAGUGACGAGGAGAUAAAUGUCACCUGAUUUGUUAUUAGGAAGAAAUUAGAGUAAACAAUGAAGAUUUAGUGUUUUAAUUAAAAGUUUAUUUUGUAUAUAUGUAUAUUAUUUGGUCUUUGGUGUAAGAAAUAAGAAUAUUGUCCAUUCUAACAAAAUUAUUUCAACAUUUUUUUUAAAUCUAUGUUGUUAUUAAGAAUUUAUCUAUACAGUAAUGAAUUGGGCGUUUAUAUAGAUCUUUCAAAAACUUAAAUAACCUACAAGGUUAGAAUAUGAAUUGAAAAUGAAUAUAAACUAUGUUUCACAUCAAAGUAUCUUCGGUCUUUUACACCGUAUUAAGAUGGAUCAAACUGUUAGGCCUGGAAGUUUCGCUGGCUAAAGCAGUAUUUUACCAUUUAAUUAAAGGGUACAUUUCUAUGGUAAUUUUUUUCCGCACCCGUCUGAUCCAACAUAUCUCCAUUGAGGCACUGAGGCUAACAACAGAUCUCCAUUGAACCACUGAGGCUAAAGCUUAUUCCGGCAGUGGUUUCCAACCUUUUUGUACCUGUGUCCUUAAAAAACAAAAAAUUAUUGCGCCCUCUUAUAGGUCUGGAUCCCACGUAUGAAAAAAAAGUUGAUUAAUAGCAAGCUGAAAAUUUGAUAAUAGCUUAAGGGUGUCUAGUCGAAUAAACUUUGAUAUAUGGGAACACUGGAACAGGGGCAGUUUUAAUUGUGGAACAGGUUAAAAAUUUGGAACGCUCAGACCACGAAAACGGCACAUUUAUUUUGUCCGACAGAACAUACUAAAACUCUCCGAACAGAGAUUUAACUCUCAGGCAAAAAUCAGAGUGCUAUUUAUCACCUGUCAUCAUUCCUGUCAUUUGACAUAUUCUACAUGUUCCACUCAUUAAAACGCCUAUUUGGUGAUAAAUAGCAGUCUGAUUUUUGCAUGAGAGUUUAAUCUCUGUUCGGAGAGUUUAAGUCUGUUCUGUCGGGCAAAAUAUAUGUGCCGUUUUCGUGGUCUGACCGUUCCAAAUUUUUAACCUGUUCCACAAUUAAAACUUCCCCUAUUCCAGUGUUCCCAUAUAUCAAAGUUUGUCGGACUAGACACCCGUAAGCUAUUAACAAAUUUUCAGCUUGCUAUUAAUCAACUUUUUUUUUCAUACGCGGGAUCCAGACCUAUUAAUUUUUCUAACUAUCUAAUUUCAUAAAUACUCAACUGAUAUUAUAAUUUAUUUAAUGGGCUACAAAAUAAUAAAAUUUGCUUUUUCAUAGUAUUUACCCCAUUUUUAAAUUAAUUUUCAGAGAUUUUGUAUUUUCCUCAUUUCCAGACAAUUUCCUAAUUGUAACAAACAAUUGUAAUAACAGCUGCAUGCCCCCCUUGCAACAGUCUGGCGCCCCCUAGGGGGCGCGCCCCACAGGUUGGAAACCACUGGUCUUUUACACCGUAUUAAGAUGGAUCAAACUGUUAGGCCUGGAAGUUUCGCUGGCUAAAGCAGUAUUUUACCAUUUAAUUAAAGGGUACAUUUCUAUGGUAAUUUUUUUCCGCACCCGUCUGAUCCAACAUAUCUCCAUUGAGGCACUGAGGCUAACAACAGAUCUCCAUUGAACCACUGAGGCUAAAGCUUAUUCCGGCAGUGGUUUCCAACCUUUUUGUACCUGUGUCCUUAAAAAACAAAAAAUUAUUGCGCCCUCUUAUAGGUCUGGAUCCCACGUAUGAAAAAAAAGUUGAUUAAUAGCAAGCUGAAAAUUUGAUAAUAGCUUAAGGGUGUCUAGUCGAAUAAACUUUGAUAUAUGGGAACACUGGAACAGGGGCAGUUUUAAUUGUGGAACAGGUUAAAAAUUUGGAACGCUCAGACCACGAAAACGGCACAUUUAUUUUGUCCGACAGAACAUACUAAAACUCUCCGAACAGAGAUUUAACUCUCAGGCAAAAAUCAGAGUGCUAUUUAUCACCUGUCAUCAUUCCUGUCAUUUGACAUAUUCUACAUGUUCCACUCAUUAAAACGCCUAUUUGGUGAUAAAUAGCAGUCUGAUUUUUGCAUGAGAGUUUAAUCUCUGUUCGGAGAGUUUAAGUCUGUUCUGUCGGGCAAAAUAUAUGUGCCGUUUUCGUGGUCUGACCGUUCCAAAUUUUUAACCUGUUCCACAAUUAAAACUUCCCCUAUUCCAGUGUUCCCAUAUAUCAAAGUUUGUCGGACUAGACACCCGUAAGCUAUUAACAAAUUUUCAGCUUGCUAUUAAUCAACUUUUUUUUUCAUACGCGGGAUCCAGACCUAUUAAUUUUUCUAACUAUCUAAUUUCAUAAAUACUCAACUGAUAUUAUAAUUUAUUUAAUGGGCUACAAAAUAAUAAAAUUUGCUUUUUCAUAGUAUUUACCCCAUUUUUAAAUUAAUUUUCAGAGAUUUUGUAUUUUCCUCAUUUCCAGACAAUUUCCUAAUUGUAACAAACAAUUGUAAUAACAGCUGCAUGCCCCCCUUGCAACAGUCUGGCGCCCCCUAGGGGGCGCGCCCCACAGGUUGGAAACCACUGGCUUAUUGUGUUUGCUGCUCAUUGUUGUUUCAUACACCCAGUCUAGAAUUGAUGUAGCCUGUAGAAGUUUCUAUAGAUCUUCUGCUUCUGCUUGGUGUGUCCUAAAUAUACCAGGUUCUUCCCUUGGUUGCCCAUAUUGUUUUUGACCUUUGCGGUUCAGCUUGUAAUUUUACUGUCUAGGUCUGGAGCGGUUCUGAAGAGUUCUAUUGUUGUUUUUCCACUCCACAGCUCAGGCCCGGCCCCAGGGGUGAGCGAACUGGGCAGAUGCCCAGGGCGGCAAAUUUUGGGGCGGCAAAUUUAAGAGGACAGCCAAUUUUUGAUAUUGAAGAAAUAAUAAAUUCGUUUUUUAUUAUUAUAAAAAAUCAAUAUUAUGAACAAAAGCAGUAAAUACGCAACUGUAAAAACGAGAAUUAAAUAAGUGAAACAAUAACAUUGCAAGGUUUAUUCGACGGGAGAUAGACAAUGCCGCCUUCUUCUUCAUCGUAUAAGAAUAGUGGGAUCAGAAUAGUGAGGGGCGAUUCUGAUAAAAUUUGUCAUCACAACAAAGGUAACUUUUUAAAGCUUGUUGAGCUCUUUAGAAAACUUGAUUCUGUUUUACAAAAGCACAUUAGGAGAACAACGAAUGGUAGUAACAAGCAACGUUACUCCUUGAGAAAACGUAUUCAAAACAAAAUUAUUCAGCUCCUCCAUGACCAAAUCAAAAUUAAAAACUUUCUCAAAUCAGCAAAGUAUUGUGGCAUAAUUUUAGAUUUUACACCUGAUAUUUCUGAAAUUGAACAGAUAACUAUUGUUGUACGUUUUGUCGAUAUAGGUUACUGUUCACAAAGUGUUAAAAUUGCAGAUCUUUGAUUUGUGCCUGUACCUGAAUCCACAGCCUUGUGACUUACCAAAGAUAUUUUGCAAAAUCAAAACUGAAUGAACUGGGAAUACCUUUGGAAGAUAUGGAAAGAAUCUGAUAAUUUGCAAACAUGAAAACGAAAAACUUGAAAGUUCAAAACAUAAUUUUGAAAAUGAAUCCUAGAGCAUUGUUUGUACAAUGUUCUAGCUAUUCACAUUCAAACAACUUAGUCGUGAACGAUGUUGUUAAAGCCUCUCAGUUUGCAGUUGCUUCCUUUUCUUUGGUGACAAAAAUUUACAAUUAUUUCUCAGCAUCUAUUCAUCGUUGGGCUAUACUGAAAAAUCAUAUUUCUAGCCUACCCUAACAUUGAAGAAUUUGUCCGAAACUAUAUGGGAAAGUAUAAUUGAUGCAAUUACUCCCAUCAGAUACCAAAUUGAAGAAAUUUACGAUGCUCUUGUAGAAAUCAGUGUCAUUAAUAACAACGAUAAAAUGGUUGCUCAUGAGGCAAGCUGUUUGGCAAAUCAAAUCCGUUAUUUUACUUUUCUUUGCUCUGUGGUAAUAUGGCAUGGCAUUUUAUUUUACAUCAACGUAAUCAGCAAAUCACUGCAGAGUCUUGAUAUGGGAUUGAUCUCUGGACCCCUCACAAGGGCCCCCUAUCAAAGUUUGUCGCGGGGCCCUUUUCCACGACUGAUAUGUGCUAGUGCUAAAAAAAUGUUUAACAAAAGCAGCAAAAACGCUUGUAUAGAUUAGAAUAGAAAUAUACUUUAUUAUCACCGAAAGUUUUACAAUUUUAUGGACAAAGAUUACAAAGGGAAGGAAAAAAACAACAAAUACAAAUUACUGAAAUUUCCUAAAUCAUCAAUAUUACAAAAUAAAAGAUAAUAAACUAAAACAAAAACAAUCUAUUUCAAAAUUUAAAUAAAUUGCAAAUUGCCUAAUACAAUCUUAGGAACUAAGUAAUAAGUUCUCCGUAUCACAUCCAAAUAUACAUAAAGAUACUUUAGUUACUUGUACAUAAGGGUAAAAAAUGUACUUUCUUAGUUAUAAGAAACUCUUCUUCCGAAUACUAUGGACUUUCAGAUCGAUAGUCUUUUGUCAUUUUACGGAACUUGGGGAAAGAUGUUGCAGUAUAACUUAGUGGACGGGAUCGGUAAAUAAACAUCAAGAGUUGAAUUUCUGGUGGAGUAGUCAUUGUUAAGUCUUGCUAGAAAGAUAUUUAUGUACUUAGGUGUUUACAAAUUAAGCAAACAAACAAGUAGCUUCUGCAAUGUGUUGUAUUGAGCUGCAAUAAGGUAGCCAAACAGAUACCUAAUUGCUCUCUUUUGUAAUUUAAAAAUAAUAUCUGACUCGGCAGCUGUACUAGAACCCCAAAAAGGAAGACCAUAUCGAAGAUGAGACUCGAACAAAGAAAAAUACGUUAUUCUGUAAGAUUCUAAAUUAAUUUCCUUCGAAACAGAUUUCAUUGAGUAGAAAGCUGAGGGGAGUUUCUUACCGAUAAGAAGGGACCCUUUGAGUUUGCUGUCUAAAAAAAUACCAAGAAAUUUUACUGAAUCAACGGUACUAAUCUGGUCGUUAUUAAGAAGCAAGGGCUGAAUAUUGCUACUGUCUUAUCCACCUUAAAAUAGAGUAAAUUAGGAUCGAACCAGGUAAGAAGAUCAGAAACUAUAGUUGCAUGAAGAGUUGCAAUAUUUGAGUUGCUUCAAGUGAUACUCGUAUCAUCAGCAAAAAGAACAAUGUUUACAUCGAUUUUUAAAUUAGGGAUGUCAUUUAUAAAGACAAGAAAAGUAGAGGGCCCAAUACUGAACCCUGUGGUACCUCACAUAUAUUGUAUGUGAGACUAAAGUCAGUAUUAUUUGCUCUAACCAGUUGUUACCUCGAAUCCCGUAGAAAUGUAUAUAAUACAAUAUAUAGAUAAAUUAUAGAUUACAGCAGAAUAUACCCAAACAAUACGCACUGUUUCAAAAAUAUUCAAAGGUAUAGCGAUUACAGAAAUUGCAAUCUGGCAUUAUACAUUAUACAGUGUCUCACACUUAGCCAACGGUGAAUGGACAAUGGACAAUGAAAUGUAACUUGAAAAUAAAAAAUGCUCUGUUGUUAUGGAAUAACCACGAGCGUCGGCAAAUUGAUAUACACACGUAUAUACAAUUUAUAAUAAGAUAGAUGAAGAAUCCAUUACCGACAUGAAAAUGUCGAUAUCCAAACAAUACCGACUGUUUCAAAGCGGUUUAAGAGUGAAAUUGUAGAAUAUUUUGUUCAAUUUUUUUAAAUGGAACUUUUGUUUCGACAUGACGCGCGGGGCCCCUUAAUGUCGGGGGCCCCGUAUAAUUGAUACGGCUGGUACGGCGGUAGCUACGCCUCUGAUUCCGAAUAAUUGUAUCUGGGUACUUUCUCCUAAAGCUUUUCCUUUAACGUAAAUUUUUUCAUUUUCUAUCUGGUUCUUACUGACAAUCAUGUUUUUUUGUCUUCAGAGCCAUUCCAUACCUGCGAUUAUACAAAAUUUGCAGCCCUUCUCUGCUGUUCGCAAAAUUAUUGUAUUGUCUGCAUAUCUGAGAUUAUUCAUUGAUGUCUUCUAGUGGCUCUUCAGACAUUUCUUCUGAGCACGUAUUAAAAAGUAGAGGGGAUAGUACAUAUCCUUGUCGUACUCUUUUUCUUAUUGGAAUGGUCAUAUUCUUCUUCUUCACGUGCCAUAUCAAAAUUAUCCGACGUUGGCGAUCACCAUUGCGAAGGCUUCUCGAUCUUCGGCAAUAUGGAAUAAUUGUCCUGCAUUUGAUAUCUGAGUCCAUUCAAGAAUGUUUUUUAACCAACAAACUUGUUUUCUUCCUACACCUCUACGGCCCUCUAUUUUGCCUUUAAGGAUCAGAUGUAAUAUUUUAUAUCGACUUCCCCUCACUAUAUGUCCCAGAUAAGACAUUUCUCGAUGUUUAACAGUCUUUAGCAGCAUAUUUUUUGGCCCUCCUUAGUACUUCUUCAUUAGUUUUUCUUGCUGUCCAAGGUAUUUUCAGCAUCCGUCUAUGAAUCCACAUUUUCAAUGCUUCAAUUCUGUUCAUGAUGGAUACUUUUAGCGUCAGGGCCCCCGUAAACGGGCGUGCAACGCGUGCGGCGCACGCGGGCGUAACCCCAAAGGGGCGCCAAACCGAAGGUUUUGUAAAUAUGAAAUAUUUAUUUUAAAUGAGAUAAUAAUAAAAUAAUUAUUCCCGUCCUGAAAUGUUGAACUUACUCCGUCAAAAAUAUAUUACAUUUUGUUGUUUAAUUUUUUUCUUUGAAGUAGAUUGAAUUACGCUUGGCAUACCAUCCAAUCGAUUUUAUGUUGUAAGCUAAAGCGACACUUAAAAUAGUCAAAUAAACAUCAAAUCACACUCCUUGACAAGUAGAAACAUAAAUUACCACCCAUAAAACGCAACUUAGCAGUUUUACUCCAACAAAAACACAACUUGCUGGAACAAGCAGUUUUACUGGUAUAAAGUGAAUCUUUUAAAUACUCGAAUCUAUGAUAAUUGCCCUUAAAUAAACAAAUACUCUAUGACUUAUGAUUAUGUAUUUGACUUGAGUAUACUUGAGUUACUGGUGAAUGGGUGAUUUCCUGCAGUGAAAGGUUUAAAAUUUUAUUUUAUGUAUAUUGGUGUUAAUAAUUACUUACGACUAUUAUUGCAAUAUCCGUUGGGUUUGUUCUGCCCUGAUUUUAAACUUUUGAUUUCGUGUAAAAAAUAUUGGACAAUCUUUUUUAUUUGUUGUUAUUUUAAGUGGUGUGGAAAUUAAAUUAAUUGUGAAAAUGGUAAGUAUCAUAAUCAUUGGAUAGAAUAAUAAUAAUUUAUUUUAAAUGUUAUAAUCGGGUUUUAUCUAAUAAAAUCCACAAUUUACAAUUUAUUUUGAAAAAAAAAAGAAAAUAAUUAAGACAUUGCAUCUGCGUAACUUGGAACCAUAUGGGAAACUUUUUUUCCACCUACCUCUACCGAAAGUAUACUUUUCCGGACCUGAUUGUAGGGAGCAAAGUUGUACUUUUCCUCCCUAGGGAGGAAAAUAUUUUUCCGCCCUAGGGAGGAAAAGUAAAAGUGACGUCAUGGUAUUUCAUUCAUGAAAUAUAACUUAUUGACGCCCUCUCCAAUAGCUUACAUUUUUACGUAAGUAUCUAUACAUUUUAACGUUUAUUUAUAAAACACUGUAUUUUGCAGAAUGGUAAAAAACAGUAAAUUGUUAUUUUGAUUUAACAAUGUUUACAUUAAUAAUUUGACUUAUAUUUGACAGCUGACAGUUAUAUUCUACCUACUUGUUAGUUUUAGUUUUAAUAAAUUUUGUUGGUUAGUUACAUAAAUAAAUUAAGUUAAAAUGAAAAAAUGACUUGUUAUUUGAGGAAGGUGGAAAAAUCAUAUGUAUAACAUGGGAGUAAAGUGCCUUUUCCUCCCUUGAAUGAUUACUGCCCUCCGCUACGCGUCGGGCAGUAAACUUCAUUCUCGGGAGGAAAAGUAGCACUUUCCUCCCUUGUUAUACAAAUAGCUAUUAUUAUUAAUUUUACGGAAAAAUUUAUUCUUCAUAAAGUGUUUUGCAUAGUCUAAAUGCAACCAUUUGCAUAGUCUUAGUCUAAAAACUAAAAUGCAACUAAAUAUAAAUUUGUGUCAAUUUUAUGAGUAUCAAAAAUAUGAAUUUCGAUCAAGAGUAGGUACCUUAUUUCACAAUAUCGAAAAUUAUUAUUAUGAAAAGUUAUUUGGAAUUAAUUAAAAACUAUGUUGUAAUAUGCAAUUACAUCCCUUUAUUAUAAUUGUUUUUCACAAAUUACAGAUACCCAAAGCCCUUUUCAUUUAUUACGAAUAAUGCGAUAACUCUUUUAUUGUUAUUGAUUAAUUAAUUAAUAAUAAUAAAAGAGUUAUCACAUUAUUUGUAAUAACUGAAAAGGGCUAAUUAUUAAUAAUAAAAGACAUCACAUGAUCUCUAAUAAAUGAAAAAGGCGUUGUUGAAAAGUACAAUUAAUGUACGAUAAAAAGUUCUUUUUAAAAAGAUUUGCAUGGUCUAAAAUCUAAGAUGCAACCAUCAAAUCCUAUCAAUUUUAUAUGAGAUAUAUGUAAAAAAAUAUGAGUUUCGAUCAAAAGUAAAGUUCUAGAUCACAAUUUAUUUCAAUUAGAAGGAUGUUAUUGCAUAUAGAAACAUAGUUUUUAAUGCUGAACAACUUUUCACAACUUUUCAAUAUUGUGAAAACUAAACGUACUUUGCUCUUAACCGGAAUUCAUAUUUUUUGACAUACCUCGUAUAAAUUCAUAAAAUUUGAUAUUUGAUGGUUGCAUUCUAGACAAUGCAGAACUUUUUAUGAAGAAUAACUUUUUCUCGUAAAAUUAAUAAUAAAACAGUCUCCCAUAUGGUUCCCAGUUAUGUAGACACCCUGUAUAAAAUUUGUUUGAAAACUUUGAAAUGACAAAAUAUUAUUGUUUAUUUACUUAAAUUUAUAUUUUUAAUUAAAUAUGCAGGGUGCUUCACUAAUGUUGCGAAAAUUUGAAGGGGAAGUGCGCAAAAUGUCGCCUGUCAAAAUUUUCAAUGUGUUUUAAAUGUAUUCACUUUUUUCGAAUCCUGAGAAAACUAAUAAGUAUUUUAAAAAAAUUUAAACGUAGAAUGAAAGAUAAUAUUAUUGCCAUUAUUGAAUUAAAUAUUUGCAAUUAUUAAAAAUCACACUCAAUUUUCUCUUUUAUUUUCACCCCUGUAACUUAUUAAAAUAAACAUUAUAGAAGUAUUCAGGGACUUUCGGCCUCAGUAAUAAUGUCUUUCAUUCUGGGUUUAAAUUUUUCAAAAAUAUUUAUUAGUUUUACAUAUAUGUAUAGUAGAUUUAAAGGGCGCCAAAAUAUGUCCCGCACGCGGGCGCCAAUCAGCCUUGCGGGGGCCCUGUUUAGCGUCCACACUUCUGCACUAUAUAAAGUACGGACCAAACAUAGCACUUAACCAUUCCUUGUCUUAGUUCUAAACUGAGACGAUUAUUGCAAAGAAAUGACUUCAUUUUUAUAAAAGUAGUUUUAUUCAUUGCUAUUCUACGUUUUAUUUCUAUAUCUGUAUCUAGUUGGUUCGUUAUCACAGUUCCCAAAUAUGUCAUUUUGUGAACUUUCUCAACUUGGACUUCGUUUAAUUGAAGCUUUGCAUCGGGAUGUGGGUCACGACUAAACAGAGUCAUAUUAAACAUCCUAAUUCAUUACUGUAAUAAACCUUCGUCUCCAAAAUAAUUUAUUUUAAUAUAAAUUUGUAAACAUUUUAAACAUGUACAAAGAACCUUGUGAAUAGCCAUGUAUAUUAUGUUGUGUGAUAUUGACACCAAAUAUUUUUAACUAAGAGCACAAUCACAUACGAUUUUGUUUUUGUACAUAUUUAUUGUAAUUAUCAUUCACUUAGAAAUAAUUCAGAUAUUAG
Messenger RNA from Diabrotica virgifera virgifera (western corn rootworm), 10941 nucleotides. RefSeq names its product H2.0-like homeobox protein (gene Dbx). The coding region runs from base 81 to 1247 and encodes 388 amino acids. Gene Ontology annotation, biological process: regulation of transcription by RNA polymerase II. Lineage: Eukaryota; Metazoa; Arthropoda; Insecta; Coleoptera; Chrysomelidae. Gene Ontology annotation, molecular function: DNA binding; DNA-binding transcription factor activity, RNA polymerase II-specific. The record is from RefSeq and is a predicted model, not a curated record. The transcript has 4 exons.